AUUGUUGAAUUUCGUUAUCCGUUGCUCUCAGUAAUAGCGCUCUAAAAUAGGACAUGUUUGUUUUGUCAAUUCAGAGCCUCCGGCAGCAGUUGAGUUCAAUGACCAAGCAUUCGCGUGCGAAGUUGAACAUAUCUCUGGCUGGACAUCAGACGAAAUUGACCUGUUGCUUACGGAAUACAGCGUUCCAGAUCAUUGGAAUGGAAUUCUGACCACAGCGUUGUUGGAGACAAUCAGAUAUCGUAUUGAGCACUCGACCACCAAAAGCUACAAACGUGAUUUCCCACCAAUAUUUUCUGCCCUCAACCUCAACUUGCCUACCAGUACCAACUUAAAUGGACUACUCCAAAAAGUACAACGACAUGUAGCCAAAUCAAAACGAACCCACACCACAGUAGACAUCCUCCAAGAAGUGCCUGAAUUUGCAAAACACUACAAGCACACCAUUGGACCACACUGUGAAAAGAGCAGAUUAACACCAGACUCGCUACUUCAUUCAACAGACUUCAGUGCACAAAACCUCAACAAUGCAAUGAUCAUUGAACUAAAUUGGUUCCGGGAGACUUCAAACACAACCUGGCAAACUGUUCGGGACACAUGGUGGCCAAAUCUGUUUUCAGCAGAUUUCAUUCCUCCACCAAUUGGCACUAUCCAGACUAACUGGCACAACUUGGCUCUAAAGCGACAGAAACUACGACAUGACCCACUUAAGGAUUUUCUGGAAACAUCUUACAGAGUUCCAACCAAGAAGAGGAAGGGAUAUACAACUUUUUUAGCUUCCACAGAUGCGGGGACUGUUGGCAUUAGCCUUCAUGACAUCCACACUGAAAGCGCAGAGAGCUUACUUGAAGAAACGAAGGACACACUGGACGAGUUGAUCAUGCUGAACAUAAAGGACGACCCAAAGCAAACCCUUAAACUUUUAGCCAAAAUAAAGAACACAAUGACUGACCGAUGCAUCGUAAAUAAGGCUUACAUCACAAAACUAGAAAAAUGGAGAGCUGCUGCACUACCACAGGUGACUGACAAUUGGGAAGAGAUUGAUGAUGAUGUCAAACAUCAACUUAGCACCAUCAAUGAUCUUUUCUGCGGAAAGCACUUAGUUCUUAAUCUUCAAGAGUAUGCUGCCUCUGCACUGUACGAGUGGGAACGUAUCGAGGCAGAUGAUGGAAAACUGGGGAGGGAAAACAAAAUGCUGUGGAGUAGGGGAAAGGAGAGUACAACAUUACUUACUGUCCGUUCAUUCUGUAAUUUAUUAGGACCAGAAUGUGAUGAACAAUCCGGCAUGGUUGAAGAUUUCAAAUCUGUAUUGAAAACACAUCAUCAAUGCAAAUCACAUCUUCAAUCAUACCGAGGGAAUCGUUUCAACAUCCCAUUCCAGAAUUCUGCUGCGGUGUUCCACCAUAGAGAACAUUUCAACACGCUGUGCUCAUCUCUCGACUCCAAGCGCGAGGAAAACAUGUUUGUUAAAUGUCUCAAACUAGACCUGCAGGAUGAAAUAAUACUGGCAGGGAUGAGAGCAAUGGGGAUUAUAUCCCAGCAUAUAACGACUCCACUAAUGCAGAUGGUUGAAAGUAAUCUCCAUGUACUCGACACAGACAAAUUCUAUACCAGGCUGCACCAGAAAGUCCAAGAGUGGAUGAUAGACCCCUCCCCACUCGUCAAUGACAGUACUAUCCUGUUUCCAGAAUUCCCACCAGUAAAGAAUGAAAUCCACACGUCCCUAUAUGAACGAACAACAGGUAACAUUGAAAACCUGACCAAGCAAGCACUCUCUGUGAUAAUGCACAAUCUUCAUGUGUGCAUCAGUCGUCAGGUCGCUGAUCAUCUUCCAGGGGGAAGGUUUUACAGAAGAAACAUUUACCUGCCCUAAGGACAAUCUUGCUCCUGAGCGUAUGUUUGCAGGUCUCGAUUAUCUUAGGCGUAAGAUGCCUAAUGCCAAUACAGUGGCCUUUGAAGGCAUUCUCCUCUGGAGCUUGAAUAAGACGAGAGAAUACCUAGAUGAUAUGGAUGAGGACACAAGAAAUAAAUUCCU
Messenger RNA from Asterias rubens (European starfish), 2032 nucleotides. RefSeq lists its product as uncharacterized. The record is from RefSeq and is a predicted model, not a curated record. The coding region runs from base 530 to 1870 and encodes 446 amino acids. Lineage: Eukaryota; Metazoa; Echinodermata; Asteroidea; Forcipulatida; Asteriidae. The transcript is spliced from 3 exons. Gene Ontology annotation, molecular function: 3'-5'-RNA exonuclease activity.